Kogia breviceps (pygmy sperm whale) is the source of this 1188-nucleotide messenger RNA. Lineage: Eukaryota; Metazoa; Chordata; Mammalia; Artiodactyla; Physeteridae. The record is from RefSeq and is a predicted model, not a curated record.
ACAGGAGAGCCGCCCAGCUGUGGGCAGAUGACACAGGGUGCGCCGCGCCCAGAGCCCGUUCUGCACGGAGCCCAAGUCCCAGGCGGGAGGAUCAGAUACGCGUGUGACUGUGGCCAGUCACUUAGGAGCAGGGGCGGGGUCUGGUUGAACUGUCCAGUCAGCGGCGAAUGGGCGGGGUCCGGACAAACCGCCAUCUGUGCCGAAUGGGACCAGGAGGGCUGUCCGUCAGGGCAGGGGCGGGGCACGGAUUACUAUCCAAUCAGAGCCCGGGUGCCGUAGAGCCGUCCAAUGAGGACGCGCGGCGGGCGCGUUCCCAGCCCGCGGAAGUUUCUCUCAGCAGCCCCGCCUCUUGUGCGAAUCCGCGCGGCCUCAGGUGUUCCGUCCCCAUCGGUCUCACCUGCCCGGGUCGCAGGGCCGCGGUGAGGACGCUUCGGAGGACCCGGAAGGGGUCGGAGAUGGACUCGGUGGGCUUUGAGGACGUGGCUGUGAACUUCACUGUGGAGGAGUGGGCUUUGCUGGGCCCGGCUCAGAGGAAGCUCUACAGAGACGUGAUGCUGGAGACCUUCAGGAACCUGGCCUCUGUGGGAUUUAGUUAUGCUACCAAUUGUUGCAGGUUCUUGCCCUCAAGUUAAAACCAGUGGAUCAAGUCCUCAGUGGGAUAUUUCGGAGAAUGAACUAUGCAGUGAACAGAAAAUAGUAAGAUUCAGAAGAAAUGAUUCCUAGUCUGUUUUUGGAGAAAACUGGGCAUUUCAUAACAUGCGUGAUCCGCAUGUAACCCAGGAGAGGCGUUUGAGAAAUCAUUUGGUGGAGAGUCUCUGUGAAGGUAAAGAAGAUGAUCAAUAUGGAGAAACCCUGAACCAGAUUACAAGUGUUACUGUGCAUAAGGGUUAUCCCACUGCAGUUCAGCCCUAUAAAUGCACUAAGUGUGGAAAAACCUUCAGGGAUCAUUCUUUCCAGAGGAAUCAGCAAAGCUAUCACCCUGGACACAAACCUUAUCCAUGCAAAGGAUGUGGGCAAGCCUGCAGCUCUGUCUUGUGCCUAAAUCCUCCUGAGGAAACAGACAUUGCAGAGAAAUAUGAUAAACAUCAGGAUGCUGGGAGAACAUCUAAGAGGUACAUGAAGAGUGACAGUAGUAAACAGUUUUUAGAGCUUAAGAAAUCUGGAAAAGCUCUCACUUGCCUGCCAUCU